Messenger RNA from Xiphias gladius (swordfish), 1618 nucleotides. It is a transcript of the gene slc35a3a, whose product is annotated as solute carrier family 35 member A3a. Gene Ontology annotation, molecular function: UDP-galactose transmembrane transporter activity. Lineage: Eukaryota; Metazoa; Chordata; Actinopteri; Istiophoriformes; Xiphiidae. Gene Ontology annotation, biological process: pyrimidine nucleotide-sugar transmembrane transport. The record is from RefSeq and is a predicted model, not a curated record. Gene Ontology annotation, cellular component: Golgi membrane. The transcript has 8 exons. The coding region runs from base 403 to 1389 and encodes 328 amino acids.
GAAGAAAACCUGUACACGGAAGUUAUUCGGGACCCUACAUGCAUGAGAGUUACCUCUCCCAGUGUACAAUUUUACUUUUUCCUCUGGCGGUCAGUUGGACCGUAAUGGCGGUGGACGCGCUGACCCUGAACGGAUAAUGAGCGGGCGUCAGCGCGCGGUAGAUCAGCCGAAGGGUCGAUGGGCGCCAGGAGCUGAAGUGCAGCUGUUUUGACAGCUGGGUUGAGCCUCCAGUACCUGGUCUUUGAGUCUGACAGAGAGAGCCGCCGAGAACAGACGAGACCCGAGGGUUUAAACCCGGGAGAGGGGGUUUUAUUUCGUGCAGAGACAUUUACCGACGUCUGUCAAGUUGCUUUUGAGGCGCCAUCGAAGGAAAGGAAGAAAGCUGCCCACCGACCCGUGGCCAUGACUUCAUCCCGGCUGAAGUACCUCUCUCUGGGCGUGCUGGUGUUCCAGACCACCUCCCUGGUGCUCACCAUGCGGUACUCCCGCACUCUGCAGGCCGAGGGCCCGCGGUAUCUGGCCUCCUCAGCUGUGGUGGUGGCCGAGGUCAUGAAGAUCCUCACCUGUGUGCUGCUCGUCUUCAAAGAGCACAGCUAUAGCAUGCGAGCUCUGAACAGCGUCCUGCGACAGGAAAUCGCCCACAAACCCAUAGAAACACUGAAGCUUGCGAUCCCCUCGGGGAUCUACACCCUGCAGAACAACCUGCUGUACGUCGCCCUGUCCAACCUGGACGCAGCCACCUACCAGGUGACGUACCAGCUGAAGAUCCUGACCACGGCUCUCUUCUCAGUUUCCAUGCUGGGCCGCAAGCUGGGCGUCUACCAGUGGCUCUCUUUGCUGAUUCUUAUGGCUGGAGUGGCUCUUGUGCAGUGGCCCUCUGAGUCGGCUGCCGCUCCGGAGAAGGAGGCCCUGUCUGCAGGCUCCCAGUUCGUCGGUGUGACGGCAGUUCUGGUGGCAUGCUGCUCCAGCGGGUUCGCCGGUGUCUACUUCGAGAAGAUCCUGAAGGAGAGCAAACAGAGCGUCUGGGUCCGCAACAUCCAGCUAGGGAUGUUUGGCCUGGUAUUCGGCCUCUUUGGUAUGCUGGCCUACGACGGGGAGAGGGUGAAGGAGUCGGGAAUGUUCCAGGGUUACAACACUGUCACCUGGACAGUUGUAGCGCUGCAGGCGCUGGGUGGUCUGGUCAUAGCAGCGGUCAUCAAGUAUGCAGACAACAUACUCAAGGGCUUUGCUACAUCGCUCUCCAUCAUCCUGUCAACUCUUAUAUCAUACUUCUGGCUGCAGGACUUCGACCCCACUGGUGUGUUCUUCCUGGGGGCCAUUUUGGUCAUUGUGGCCACUUUCCUGUACAGCUAUGAAGGCAAGUCAUCCCCCAACCCCAGCAAGGCGUAGGACACUCAAGGCUGACACUACAGCAGCAGUAGGAGGUCCUGUUGAAGCGUCAAGACCAGGAGGGGAAAGGAGGACAGGGAUAAAAAGAGGGGAAAGGUCUUUAUCGUAUAUCGUGGUCACAAAAAAGGAGGAGCAGAGGAGUAGGAAGCGAGGAGGUAAGCAGGUUGGGAACAGAGGACAGGAAAAGUGAAAAGGGAGAUUAAAAAAAAAAAAAAAGCAAGCACAACGC